Molecule: messenger RNA, 4409 nt
Organism: Pomacea canaliculata
Lineage: Eukaryota; Metazoa; Mollusca; Gastropoda; Architaenioglossa; Ampullariidae
Product: elongation of very long chain fatty acids protein AAEL008004-like
Exons: 8
Coding region: 277-1122 (281 amino acids)
Biological process (GO): fatty acid elongation, saturated fatty acid; sphingolipid biosynthetic process; fatty acid elongation, monounsaturated fatty acid
Cellular component (GO): endoplasmic reticulum membrane
Molecular function (GO): fatty acid elongase activity
Source: RefSeq, a predicted model, not a curated record
CUUGGUUACUGAAGCAGCUAUUGCCUUAGUAACCUUCGAUUUCUGUGAACGUUUUGUGUAAAUGAUAGAAAUAUUUUUUUAAAAAAUCAAGAAUUUAACAUUAUCCAAUAUAUAUAUAUGAUAAUGCAUUGUCAACGAUAGUGCAUCCUGUUUAUUAUAAAGCUUGCAAUACGGCUGUGUGUGCGUGAGUAUGAUAAUCACAGUCUCCAUUCGCCGAGCUUUUUCAAAACUCAGCUAGCCUACAGUGCCUGUAUUCUAUAGUAAUUAGAAUUCAACAUGGCCAGCUACAUCACUCAGGCUGCAAAAAUAUAUGACAAAGCGAUUGAGAAAAAUGCAGAUCCUCGUGUGGCUGACUGGUUCUUAAUGCAGUCUCCUUUGCCUACCUUGCUGGUUUGCAUAGCAUAUGUGGUCUUUGUGCUGUUGGGCCCUCGCAUCAUGGAGGGUCGCAAACCAGUGGAGAUGAGAUCAGUCCUGCUUGUAUAUAACUUAGCCAUGGUUGGAAUGUCCACAUUUUGCUUUGUAGAGUUCUUGUUGUCAGGAUGGCUCGCUGGCUACAGCUUAGGUUGUCAGCCAGUUGACUAUUCCAACACACCUCAGCCACUGAGGAUGGCACGAGUUUGCUGGUGGUUCUACUUCUCAAAGUUCAUAGAACUUUUAGAUACUGUCUUCUUCAUUUUGCGGAAAAAGUUUAACCAGGUUUCUUUUCUGCAUGUGUUUCACCAUGGCAUUAUGCCGAUCUCAUGGUGGUUUGGAGUUAAAUUUGUUCCAGGUGGUUUUGGAACGUUCCACUCCUUGCUGAACUCCUUUAUUCACUUGAUGAUGUAUACAUACUAUGGAUUGUCAGCUCUGGGCCCUAAAUUCAGCAGAUUCUUGUGGUGGAAAAAAUACAUGACAUCCAUGCAGAUUACACAGUUCAUUCUGGUGACGGUUCAUUCAGCUCAGUUGCUCUUCAUUGAAUGUGACUACCCAAUCCUCUUCGUUUACUGGAUUGGCCUUUAUGCUGUCAUCUUUCUAGUUAUGUUUGCACACUUCUACAUCAAGACAUACAAAAAGCCUUCAAGACCUGACCACAAAAACCAUAUUGCUAAUGGUGUCACCAGCAAGAAGAAGAAGUCCAGUUGAUGAUCGCACUUCAAGCAAGAUCGGCAUCUGCUUUAUCAGAAGUUCUCUGUUUACUUGCUUUGCCAUGGUCUGCUGAUGCCCAGUGACCCAAUUCGCCUUCACCUAAGCCUCUUCCCCCACCUGCCUUUUUUCUUAUGUAGUGGACUUCUGGUCCUUGUGCUGAGCUUAUGUUAGUAGGUGUACUUUCUAAGACCUUACACCUUAUUAAGCAACAAAGUUUACAGUAUGCAGCAGUUUUCCUGGCAACCUUAAACAAGAUUCAUUUAAAUUAGUAGAACAGUAUUUUUUUUUUUUUUUUAAAGAUUCCAAUUUUGGAAAAAAAGUUACUUUUUAAGACAAAUAUUUAUCAAACAGCUGAUAAACCAGGUCAAAUUGCAAUGAAUGAUGGAUGCACCACCAAAUUUCUCUGACUACUUUUUUCAGUUAAGGUAACCAGAGAGUUAAUGAACUUUGCAUAGAGAAGGUGAAGGACAUCAAUUUAUAAGCUUCCAUUAAGAGAUCAAGACAAUCAAAUGAUGGGAUUUAACAUUACAAAGCACCCUUCCAAAAAGUUGUUACAUUAUUCAGAAUCAUUUCAGCCAAGACACUUUCUAUUUUUGUUUUUUUUGUUGUAAUCAUUCAAGUCUGUUGUAAGAGAUGAUAUAUUAUUCUGUUUUCCAUCAUGGUUGUGUGUUGUAAUUAUAUAAUACCACUGUGACCCCUGGUAUUAUGAGUAAGCAUCAAAGACUGCAAACAUGUAUUUGAAAGUUACUGCCAUUGUUAUAUGAGUGAUUUGCAAGACAUUGUACCAGCGCAGUCAAAAAAUAUUUCAGGGAAUGAAUGCACCAAAUAUCGUCCAACUGAAUCAGAAAGUAUACACAGGCAAAAAAAAAAAUCCAUCUAAACAAGAAAAUGUCCGCCUUCCGAUCACCAAUUUCUGUGGAUAAUCAAGAUGGUUGUAUUUUAUGCUACAGUGCCAGCCUGUGAAAAAGCAUUCAAUAUAUCAUAAGUGUUUUAGAAGCUAAUGCUAAUUUACUUUAAACAUUUAAGUUUCUUAGUUAUAGCUGUGUGUGAGGACUAUUAUUUUCGCUAGCUGAUGUUAUUUAGAGGCAUCAAAGAUGAAACUAUACAGCUGAGAACAAGCAGCUACAUUUUUUUCCCCUUUUUUGAGGUGAAGGAGAGGUAGGGUUUGUGUGACGCCAUUAAUAGCCUACUCAGAAGUUUUCAGGAAAAUGGUGUUUGAAUAUUGUAUCAUUUACAACUUGAGUCAAAUCAUAAAUUCGCUCUUCUGACAAGUCAUUAACAUACUUAAAUAAUCAAGAUUAGGAAAAAAGUUAAACUCGUGUAUGAAGAUAUAAACAGCAUUCAAUUUUCUCUUAUUGCGCUUUUUUAAUUUUAUAAUUUAUUAUUCAAAUUUGAAUGAUUUUUUGUGUUUGGCUAUUCAUCUUUAUGAAUCUUAUGUAGAAAUCAUAGAAUCGUGUUGAAAUAUUUAUCAUUGUGUGAUUGAAAAACAUGGAUGUGAGAGUGAUGUGCUUUUGGGGUUAUCUUGACUAGCAUUAUAGAGCUCUCAACCAUUGGUCUUUCUAACAUCUAUGAAAAGCUAUUAACACAUUGCUGGCAUGUGUUUUAGCAAGCUUGUUACUAUGGCUGAAGUUAUGCUGACUUUUGACUUUUAUGUUUGAAUGCAUUUCUUUACACUUUCAUUGAAACUUAAGUCUUAAAAUCUGUCAUCACUUGUAACAGUUGAAAAAGUCUUCUGUUAGCAUAAUUUAAUCAUUUUUGCAGAUUCCCCAGUUAUUUCAUGGCCUCAUUGACACAUGUUCCAAUGAUUAUGUUUCAUCACCAGAUUAUAAAUCAUCAAAUCUUAAAAUCGGCCACCCACAAGAAUGAAAAAUGGGCAUGGCAAGUAAAUUGUGCCAAAGUUGUUCCUGCUUUAGAAUAUUUUUCUCUUUUCAAACUUUUUAGCAGCUUUAACAGUGAAAAGGUUUCUAUCAUUUCCUCACCUAAAAAUAAAUCUUUCUUAAUAUACAGAGUUGGUUUCCCCAUAUUCCAGUGAAUGAUUACCAUUUGCCACAGUUGCAUUAUGAAUGCUUUAAGUUAUUCAUAUUUUGAUUAUAUAUUAAUGAUAAUAACUGUGAGAAAAUUAAGCAGACAAGAUCAAUUUCAGACAUGGACUUUGAUGACAGUUUCAAGCCUUCACAUGUGUAACUACUAGCAUACAUCUAUAGUGACAUUGUUGCACUAAAACAUCAUGACAAGAUGCAAAUCCCAUCUGCUGUUUUUGGUGCAUACGUCAACAUUAUCUGGUAGUGUGUCCCAGAAUAGAAUUUAUAGCUUUAAAAUUAAUUGUAAAACUGUACCAUUACAAUGCCUUUAGUUAGGCACUCCAUAUUUUUAUGAACACUUAAAAGAUGAUUUUUUUUUUUUUAAACUGAAGCCUAUGAACAACAACAAAAGCGAAUUCUCAAGCUACACAACCUACUUCUUAAGAAAAACAAGAGCCAAACUUUCUGUUAGUGUAAAUACUUUCUGAAUCCUUUAUAAACCCAAAUCCUGCUUAUGCUUGAAUAAAAUUUCUUUAGAACCAUAUGAAGAAUAUUUCAUAUAGAUAUACCCAGUUCUGUCAUGAUUAAAACUUGCUAUGUGAGGGAAGGGGUAAAAUAUUUCACCCUCAAGUUUGACAGUUCAGUCUUAAUUUAGGUGUUGUGCUUUCAGUAAUGAGCAAUGUGUUAAAAACUAACCACUAAAUGUUCGGUUGUAAUAUUUUGCAGUCUGCUCUGAGCCUUAUGUUUCCACACGUCUUAUUAUAGUUUUCAACAAUUUCAUUACCUGUAAAAAAACACAGCUAUUGGAAAAAAAUGAAUAGAAAAGCCGCAUAAAAAAAAUUCUUCAUGAUCUAUAAACCACUUCCAAUUUUAUGGCUUUCUGCUAUUUAUAUUUUACCUGCUUUUGAAAAGAGUCUUAACCUUUUAUGUCACAACUUUUUGAUAAAUUUGUAAGAGAUAUGUAAAAAGUAUAUAUAAUUUUUUAGUUUUGUAUUUUAUAUUCAUGUUAAUUUUUACAAAGCAGUCAUUUACACUUUGUUUAUUAUUCUACAUUUCAAAUUGGAUUGCAAAGUGUUCCAGAUAUAUGUAUCUUGCAUAAUGCUUUUGUUGAUGUUUAUAUAUUUGUGCAGCUCAUUUUGCCAAAUGUAUAAAUGUGCAUUGUCUAGAUAAAAGUGUGAUUAUCGCUUUUAUGUGUAGAGUUUGCAGUCUUUUCCAGAAUUCAUUUCCCUGCACACAUUAAACCAUGUCCUAGUCAUCACUUAA